Messenger RNA from Fusarium odoratissimum NRRL 54006, 1419 nucleotides. RefSeq lists its product as uncharacterized. Lineage: Eukaryota; Fungi; Ascomycota; Sordariomycetes; Hypocreales; Nectriaceae. The record is from RefSeq and is a predicted model, not a curated record. The coding region runs from base 187 to 1344 and encodes 385 amino acids. The transcript has 4 exons.
UCCCACUCAACAAGCACCUUAGUCGACAUUCACCGGAAUCUCAGGCGAAGAAGGAGGCAGAGGCAUGCAAUCGGCUACGAGACCAGCCUCAACCAAUAUCGCUUCACUUUCACUACCAGAUUGGGUAUUCCAGGAAAGGAUCUUUACAAAUGGGAAGAGCGAGCCCAUCAGGAAGGACUCAUAGAAAUGUCACAUGAGUUUCUCUGUGUUAAAAAGAAUGGCUCUUUAUACUGGUCUAGUCAGUUUUUGGCAAAAAAUGAUAGAGAUCAAUACGAGAUUUAUAAGAAUAUUAUAUGGUUCUUUGUGAGACGGAACGCCACUGACCAUGGGAAGAAAAUCCGCUCGAAACGGCCGUUGGAUCGAAUCGAUACACUUUGCAACGGGAGCGAUACACCAUCGCCUCCGUACAACGCGACUCCAAGUGAUUCCACGACAACUGAAGAAGGUAUCGAUUCUCCUCCCUCUUCACAAAGCAGCGAAUCUAGUCAAGGUUCGGCGCCGGAGUCAGCGCAGAACAAUACACUUCCGAUCUCGUAUAGCAGAAUAUACAGCCCAGAUGAGUUGGCUGAAGAGGAAAUUGAUGAACUGUUUCGCCCUGGUCCCAGUGCGCAGUCAAGACGAAUGAGUCGAAUGCAAGAUGCACGAGGCAACCUCGGGCAUACGAGACUGCAUCAACAAUCAAGCAUUGGUAUUAACCACAUUGAACGUGGAGAUAUUCCGUCGGUGCCUCUUGUUUCUACUGGCACUCAAACAGGGUUGGAAACAGAUGAAUAUCGGGAGAGAGAUGCUAACGCACCACCUCCAUCGUCCAUGAACACAAAUAAUGCCUCGCAGCAAUCUGAUCCAAAUACCAACGAAGAAUAUGAACACAGACAGGCACGCGAAUCACUCGAGUACGGACAAAAAUCGCCCAGUCCAGCCUUCGAAAUCCCACGAUGUGCUUCACCCGAGCCCAAGCCCAACAUCAAUCUAAUCUUCAGCUACGAUGCCCUCCCAGGUCUUAACAUCCGCUUAUCAUACGGCGAAGAGAUAUUCUCAUUCUCCCGCGAGCAAUUAUUCCGGGAGUUAUGCUGGCAACAUGAAUUUGAACGGCUGUUGAUCUGCCUCCAAUCCCAUGGGGUUCUUUAUCCCGAAUACAUACCCAAGGCUGACGGGAGGGAGUUUCGAAAGGUAAUGGCUAGGUUUGAGCAGAUAGUUGAUGCGAUGAAACGUGAUUAUGCUGAGGUAGAGAGAGACGCUGUGGUUGAGAUUGCUUUUGUGCCUGUGUGUAAGGGGCAUUCGAGAACUGUGAUGAUUGAAGCUUGGCUGAAACGGAUGACUGAAUCGCACGGCGUUAUGUUUUGAUGGGCAUGAACUGGACGACAUAGACUUUAUAGACAUAGACCAUUACUUUCGGAAUAUAGACCUACGGAUAUAUCA